AUGUCCUACAGAACUUCAAUCGCGUCUUCUGAAUCAAAGGCGUCGAUUAAUUUCCAAUAUCCCAUUGCUAUUAAGUUGGCUACUAACUAUGAUACAAAUUCUGCUACUAGAACAAAAGCAUAUCAACUUUCGUGUGCAACAUCUACCAUAGGGUUUAUUGUGUGCUUAAAAAUUAUAGCCAAGUAUUCUAAAAUAUUAGAGCCAAUUGUAAACAAAUUACAAGCUGUUGAUACUAAUUUGCAUACAGUACAUCAACAUAUACACUUAAAUUUACUAGAAAUAUUAAAGAAGCAUAGAUCGAUGUCAGAAGAAAAUUUUAGUCUGAUAUUUAAUGAUGUAAGAAACUGUGCAAUUCAAUUUAACUUGGACAUACAAAUUCCACGAGUAGUGUCAAAACAAACUCAUCGUCAAAAUAUUGUUACAUCUACUCCUGAUGAGUACUUUCGGAUUUCUAUAUAUAUACCUUAUAUUGAUUCUUUGAUUCAAUCCUUAGAAAUUCGUUUUAGUCCAAUAAAUGAAAUAGCAUUUAAAUUAGGAUUUUUACACCCAUCAACUAUGUUGAAAAUGACAAAAAUAAAUUUUAUUGACAUUUUAAAAGAAUUAGACAACCAUUAUCAAAUAGAAAACUUAGUAGAAGAAGGUCAAACAUGGUAUGAUUAUUGGGAGAUGAUGAUAGAGUCUUCAUCAAUUAAUGAAAAGGAAAAUAUUUCCUUUUUUUUAAAAGAUUGUGAAUUUUAUCCAACUGUUAAAAAAAGUAUUAUUAUUUAUAUGACUAUUCCACCAACAACUUGUAGUACAGAAAGAACAUUCAGCACAUUACGUCGUGUUAAAACCUGGUUACGUUCAACAAUGUGUGAGAAUCGCUUAUCCGAAUUAUGUAUGUUAAGUUUACAUAGAAAAAAAAUCGAAGAACUUCAUUUAGCUGAAAAAGUUGUUGAUGAAUUUGGGAAAAAUAAAAGAAAAUUGCAAUUUGUGUUCAAUUAG
Molecule: messenger RNA, 984 nt
Organism: Myzus persicae (green peach aphid)
Lineage: Eukaryota; Metazoa; Arthropoda; Insecta; Hemiptera; Aphididae
Exons: 3
Coding region: 1-984 (327 amino acids)
Molecular function (GO): protein dimerization activity
Source: RefSeq, a predicted model, not a curated record